Solanum pennellii is the source of this 2967-nucleotide messenger RNA. RefSeq lists its product as uncharacterized. The record is from RefSeq and is a predicted model, not a curated record. Gene Ontology annotation, molecular function: nucleic acid binding. Bases 1 to 2967 code for a protein of 988 amino acids. Lineage: Eukaryota; Viridiplantae; Streptophyta; Magnoliopsida; Solanales; Solanaceae. The transcript has 7 exons.
AUGAAGCAAAAGUCAACUGAAAGCUAUAGGGAGUUUGCCUAUAGGUGGAGAAAAGAAACGGCAAGGGUGAGGCCACCCAUGACUGAGAAAGAAAUCGUUGAAGUGUUUGUGCGCGUGCAAGAGCCGGAAUAUUAUGAUAGAAACAUGUUGCUCGUUGGAGCAAAGUUUGCCGAGAUAGUCACGAUUGGUGAGACUAUCGAAGACGGUUUAAAAUCAGGAAAGAUAGCCCGUGUAGCCGCAUCACCUGGAUCUUCAGGGUUAUUGAGAAAGAAAAGAGAAGAAGUGUCUCCUCCUCAACAAGGCAGUUAUGACCCUCCCCGACCCAAAUUUGAGAAGAGGCCUUCAAGGAACUUUACUGUGCUCGCUGAAAGCCGGACAAAACUGGCUGUCGCUUCUUUAAGCGUCAAAGAGAAGAAAGAGUUUGUUAUUUUUACACCUGCAAAGGUUGUUGCCUUUGUGCCGUCAGAAACUCUCGUCAAGCCUAAGUUUGUUACUGAAACUGCUGCUGCUCAAGGAAGAUCACAUAACAAGGCGCUGCACAUCGCUGUGAUAUGCCGUGAAAAGGUUGUCAACCGCGUCUUAGUAAAUGAUGGAUCUGGUCUGAAUAUCUGCCCGUUGUCGACGUUGAGGCAGCUAAGGUUUGACCUUGGGAAACUGGAGCAAAACCAGGUCAACGUGAGAGCCUUUGAUGGGGUUCAGAGAGACACGUUGGGAGCAGUGAAUUUGACCAUUCAAAUGGGCCCAGCGGAAUUCAGCGCGCAAUUUCAAGUAUUAGAUAUCGAUACCAGUUACAACCUUCUUCUGGGAAGGUCAUUCAUCCAUAUGGCUGGAGCCGUCCCCUCUACUCUCCAUCAGAUGAUGAAGCUCGUGUGGAAGAACGAAGAGCUGGUUAUUCAUGGCGAGGGGAGUCACCUUGGCAGACAGGUGCCGAUCAUUGAUGAGAUGCCGCGAGGUACAGACUUUUACACGGUAGAGCUGGUGAAUGCCACCGGCGAAGACUUGGCCCCACAGACUCCAAUGCCUGCCGUGUACAAGAUGAUAGCCUAUGUGAUGUUGCAGAAUGGUUUUGAGCCAGGGUUUGGAUUGGGAAGAGAUUCCCAAGGAAUUAUUGAGCCUGUUCCGAUCGUCGUUAAGGGAUCCAGAUAUAGUUUGGGGUACAUCCUCACAGAUGAUGACAUGAAGGUGAAGAAGAAAACUGAUCAAGCCUUGACUAAGCCGAUCCCACAUCUAUAUCAAUCCUUCCCAAUCCGAGAGUAUGCCGAGCAUGAAGACCUUAGGGAAGGAAUAUGUGACCUCUUUGAGGAGAUCGAUGUUGUUGUCGAGGAAGAGGUCGAGCUAGCUGUUAUUCGCGAUGCUCAUCCAGGGGAGGUGCUGCGGAACUGGACCUCCACGCCGAUCCUGAUACCCCAAACUCUUCGGAAGAAAGGCGUCAUUUCAUGCACAUUAAAAUCGGUGGUAUUCCGGAAGAGGCCCGAGACCCACCGUGACGACGAGGUGGACGAUUAUGAAAAAGAAAGUGAGGAACCAGAUUAUGUCGCCAAUGAAUUUCGGCAGUUCGAAAAUCAGCAUAAACCAAAUCUAGAGGAAACUGAAACGGUGAAUUUGGGAGAUUCGGAAUGUGUUAAAGAGGUUAAGAUCAGCACCCACCUAAAUGAAGCUCAGAAAGAGGGCCUAGUUCAUUUGCUUGCUGAAUAUAGUGUUGUGUUUGUUUGGGAAGUCGGUGACAUGCAAGGGUUGAGUACCGAUGUCGUAUCUCAUAAGCUGCCGAUUAACCCGGGGUUUGAUCCGGUGAAGCAAAAAACUCGAAAAUUCAAGCCUGAACUGAGUUUGAAGAUUAAGAAAGAGAUCCCCAAGAACAUAGAGUCCCGAUUGGUGGAAGUUACACAAUAUCCAACCUGGCUGGCCAAUAUUGUUCCGGUCGCCACGAAAGACGGGAAAAUCAGGAUUUGUGUCAACUACAGAGACCUCAACAAAGCUAGCCCAAAGGAUAAAUUUCCGCUGCCGAAUAUUCAUAUUUUGAUUGAUAAUUGCGCAAGGCAUGAAAUGCAAUCAUUUGUGGACUGUUACGCAGGCUAUCACAAGAUUCUGAUGGAUGAGGAGGAUGUAGAAAAGACGACUUUCAUUACACCUUGGGGUGUAUAUCACUACAGGGUGAUGCCGUUCGGCCUCAAGAAUGCCGGUGCCACCUACAUGAGAGAUAUGACGACCAUUUUUCACGACAUGAUUCAUAAGGAGAUUGAAGUGUAUGUGGAUGACGUCAUAGUCAAGUCCCGUGAGAGUUCGGACCACUUGACACAUCUAAGGAAAUUCUUUGAGCGUUUGCGUCAUUACAACUUGAAGUUAAACCCCGCCAAAUGCGCUUUUGGAGUUCCAGCUGGAAAGUUGUUGGGAUUUAUAGUCAGCAGAAGGGGUAUUGAGCUCGACCCUUCUAAAACUAAAGCAAUUCAAGAGUUACCUCCGCCAAAGACGAGAAAAAGAGGUGAAGAUAUUUCUGAGGCAUAUCAGGGUUGGAGAUUAUUCUUUGAUGGAGAGGAAAAUCAUCAAGGUAAAGGCAUUGGAGCAGUCUUAGUGUCAGAAUCUCGUCAGAACUAUCCCAUGGCGGCUAAGCUCCCAUUUGAUUGCACAAAUAACAUGGAUGAAUACGAAGCUUGUAUUCUUGACAUACUCCCAGAAUACAGUGAAUUGGCCGAUGCUCUUGCCACCAUCGCUUCGAUGAUUAAACAUCCAGACACAGAUUAUAUUGAUCCUCUGGAUAUAGAGUUGAAAGAAUAUCCAGUUCAUUAUUCCCAUGUUGAAGCAGAACCAGACGGUUUACCUUGGUAUUUAGUUAUAAAUAAGUAUUUGGAGUCUGGAGCUUACCCUGAAGAUGUUACGUCCAAUCAGAAGAAGUCGAUACGCCGUAUGUCUCUCAAUUUCUUUUUAUGUGGGGAAAUCCUGUAUAAGAGGACUCCAGACUUAGGUCUUUAA